AUGGAGCCGUUCAGCCCGCGCGCUCGCGCUGCCCGUUCCGCGCGCUCCGCCAUCUUGACCGGAGAGACGGCGCGGGGUGCGCGGAGCGGGCUGCAGGCCCGGCCCCCGCCCUGCGGCACCAUGAGCGCCGCCGCCGGGCUGCGGCCGCUGCUCGAGACGCUGCAGGAUCCCGCCGCCCCCGCGGGGGACCUCACGGACGCGCAUCUUUCUCUCGUCAACCGCCUGUCUGGUGAGGAAGGCAAAGAAUUCACUGUGGGAGUCAGAAAACACUUUCCUCAGCUUUGCAGAAUAUUUAAGGCACACAUUAGUAGUGAAAAUUCAGAGCUGAGUAACGCAGCAUUACAAGCUUUGGGGUUCUGUGUUUUUAAUUCAAAGAUCACCUCUGAAUUAUCUGCAUCUGAAGUAGAAGAUUUGCUUUCCACGUUGAACAGCAUUGCUGUGAAGACUUCAGACAAAAACACUCGCACUCGAGCACUUUGGGUGAUCUCUAAGCAGACGUUUCCUUCUGACAUUAUUAAAAAGGAGGUGUCCAGUCUUAUUUCUACACUGGAAACCAUACUUACUAAAGGAGAUGUACAGUCUAUGAUUGUGGAGUAUGAAGCACUGAAUGUUGUUAUACGCUUAAUGGAGCAAGCUCCAGCCCAGAUGGGAGAAGAGGCUGUGAGGUGGGCAAAGCUGAUCAUCCCUCUGGUUGUCCAUUCAGCUCACAAAGUGCAGUUACGAGGUGCCACUGCGCUGGAGAUAGGCAUGCCACUGCUGCUCCAGAAACAGCAGGAGGUGGCAGCUGUAACUGAGCAUCUGAUGACCACGAAAUUAAUUUCAGAACUUCAGAAAUUAUUUUCUACAAAAAAUGAGACGUAUGUAUUAAAGCUGUGGCCGCUGUUUGUCAAGUUACUUGGGAAGACUCUGCAUCGUAGUGGCAGUUUCAUCAAUUCUUUGCUGCAGUUGGAGGAACUUGGAUUCCGUAGUGGCUCACCAGUGGUCAAGAAAAUAGCUUUCAUUGCAUGGAAGAGUCUAAUAGAUAAUUUUGCUCUAAAUCCAGAUAUUUUGUGCAGUGCUAAAAGGCUGAAAUUGCUGAUGCAGCCACUGAGCUCAAUCCAUGUGAGAACAGAGGCUUUGGCACUGACAAAGCUGGAGGUCUGGUGGUAUCUACUCAUGAGGCUGGGACCUCAGCUGCCUGCUAACUUUGAACAGGUCUGCAUACCAUUAAUCCAGAGCACUCUAAGUGUAGAUUCUUCUGCUGCACUACAGGGAACUCCCUCACGUGUGCCAUCCAACCCCAGUUUAGCAAACCCUCCACAGAAACCAGGUCCUUAUCCAUUUGCAAGUCCAGCCACACCAAGGAUGAACUUGAAUUCCAGUACUGCAGGACCGGUGGCAAUUCCUUCCAUUCAGCUUCUGGGAAUUGAAAUGCUGCUUCAUUUCUUGAUGGGACCAGAAGUUUUGGAUUUUGCAAAGCAAAACAAACUUGUGCUCAGUUUAGAGCCUCUCCAGCACCCCCUGAUUGGUAGCCCAUCCUUUUUUUGUAAGCACGCCAGCACAUUUAUAAAUGCAGUUCAGGAUGGAUUUAUUGCAGUUGGAAAAGAAGUUCCUGAAUCUAUGCUGAAUAAUAUCUGGAAGGACAUAAAUGGGCAUGUGAAAACAGCUAUUGAAUCAGGUAAUAAGAAAGAAAAGCAAGGAUCAGAAGUGCUGACUAUGUUGCUCCAGGCCUUAAAGAACAUUGUUAGAUCAAAUUCUCUUCCUGCACAGAAAGCACUGUCCCUCAUUGAUAUUACUGUGAAGGAAUUACCUCCCAAAGCAUUGGGAUCACCAGCUUAUCAGAUUGCUGAUAUGGAUCUUUUAAAUGGAACACCAGCUUUGUUCUUAGUUCAGCUGCCUUUCCAUAACAACCUCUUGGAGUGGUGUGUGACAGAUGAGAGAUUCUUCAUCAUUCUGGAAACUCUCAUGCGCUAUGUUUUGUCUGGGCCUACAUCUCCACUGGCUUUCAGUGAAUCUGUGCUGUGUGUUAUAAAUCAGAAUGCCAAGCAGGUGGAAAACAAGGAGCAUCUUUGGAGGAUGUGGAGUAUUGUUGUUAGCCCACUGACUGACUGGAUUAAUCGGACUAACGAAGUAAAUCAAGGUGACGCUCUGGAGCACAACUUCAAUGCUGUCUAUAAUGCUCUGUUGCUACCAGUAUCCCAUAUCUUCCCUGUUCAGGACUUUCCCCAGCCAACUAUGAAAUCCUUGCUUCGUGCUUGGUCAGACCUGUACAGAGCAUUUGCUCGCUGUGCUGCUUUGGUUGCAACAGCAGAAGAGAACCUGUGCUGUGAAGAACUGUGUGCCAAAAUAAUAUCUGGGCUAGAAGGUGAAACUCCAGUAAUGUCUGCAAUGCUGGAUGGUCUCACCCACGUUGUGGCAGUUAUGGUGGACUGCAUCAACUUUUCACCCUAUGGUAUUAAAUAUCAGCCAAAAAAUAGAUCUCCACAGACACCUACUGACUGGUCUAAGAAGAAAAGGGAGCCCCUUGGGAAGCUCUCCUCCCUGUUCAAGCUCCUGGUGAUGUUACUGGACUCCUUUCAUGCUCUCAGUUCUGAAGAAAGCUGCCCAGAAUCGUUGGCAUCUGUUGGUCAUUCAGUUAUUGCUGUUCUUCACAACAUCAUCAGCCACGUUUCUUUGCCUUCGGUGAUAGGGACCAUGUUUGCAGUUUUUUCAAAACCACUGGCAGUGUUUUAUGAGAAAACAAAGCUUGCUGAUGUACCUAAAGCAUACAGUAAUCUUAACAGCAAGCUUGAAAAACUCCUGGCUGAGAUUAUCCUGUGUUUACAGUCCCACUGCACGGGCAGCUAUGACAGUGAGCUGCUGGAGCAGCUUUCUCCAUUGCUCUGUGUAGUAUUUCAGCAUAAGAGCAAACAGAUACGCAAACAGUGUGCCAACUUCUGGAAUGCAACAUUUGCUAAGGCUGCAUCACUGACGUACCCUGAAGAAUUAAAACCUGUGUUAAGCCAAGCCAAACAGAAAAUGCCACUCUUGCUGCCUGGUUUUGAAAGCAUUGAGAUAGCUGACGAACAAAGCGGCCCAUUCUCUGAUGAGGCAGAAAACUCCCAAUGGGAUGCAAAGCUGAGUGGAAUGGAAGUAAACUUGGGUCAGAAACGAGACUCUAUAUUGGCCCAGACAAGUGAACUAAAAAAUGAAGUAAAGGACAAGUCUGAUAAUGUGCAAGUCUCAUCUGCGAAGUUGAAAUUGGAGUUUUCAGCUUCAAAGCCUAAAAGCGACGUACUUCUGGAAGAAGAGAAAUCUGUUGAUUUUGUAUUCAUUCCCCCAGAAACAAAAGCAAGGGUAUUGACAGAACAUCAAAAAGAAGUGCUUAGGUCAAAGAGAGUUGGUAUUCCUGCUAUGUACAACAAUUUAGACUCAUCACAAGAUACCACCUUAUUUUCUCAAUAUACUCAGAGCCAGGAAGAUUCUUUGGAAAAGUCAUCUUUAAUAGAAAAUGCAAAAGAAGAUAUUAAAAACAAUCCUCAGGAAGAAAACGAAAGGAGUAAAAGCUGUAUUGCUGAUUCAAAUGGAGUCACGGAGGACUGCAAACUGCAAAAUUCACUGGAGGAUGUGAAAGAGAACUCUGCUGCUCACAUAGAGAAGAACUCAAUUUUAAACAGCGAAGGAGAAUUGCAAAGGGGUGAUAGAACUGGAAUCAUUGAAGAGGAGCCAUCAGUUGGAGAGGGAUUAGAAAAAAGUCAUACAGAAGCAGCUUCACAGGUAUCCUUAGUAGGGAAUGAAAACACUUCUAAUGUCAGUAGCAGUUCUGCUUCAAGCGAUGUGAUCUCAGGAACGCCACAGCCUGUGAGCCGGCGGCAAUCUUUUAUUACAUUGGAGAAGUUUGAUGGUUCAGAGAGCAGGCCCUUCAGCCCUUCAGCAUUAAACAGUGCCUCAGGGAUGUCUCGAAGUGCUCCUGUGCCAGAUAAACACGGAAAUACAACCAUAUGCAAGACUGGGCAUAAGCCAGGGAAGUCUGGGGAAGAGAAUAAAAAGUCUUCACAAGCUGAGCAAAUUUCUGCUGCGAAACGAAGGUUGACACGCAGACAGAGUAAAAUGGAACAGCAUGGAAAUCAACAGUCCAAGGUGUUAACUAGCUCAGAACAAGAAAAAAGUGCACAGGAGUCUUUUGUUUCCAAUAGCAUGGAAAAUAGUCCUGAAUCAUCUUGUUCAGUAGAAGACACGGAGCGUAUUCUCACUGCUCAGCCCCAACCUGUCAGCUCUGCAGAGCCAGAAAUCAAAAAAACUGAAGGUGUAAUAGCAGAAAUAGAAAAGGUCCGGGCGUUUGAAAUGGAUUCUAAGGAAAAUACACCCCCGAAGGUGGCUGUGUCCUCUGAGCAGGUAACAGGUGAUGGUAGUCAGGGCCCACAUGCAUCUCUGAGUCAGAAAAUACUGAGACGUUCUUCGAGACGACGGUCGGAAAAUGCAGAACUGGCAGCAGGUAGUCAGGAUAAGGAAGAUGGCUACCAAAAAAAAGACAGACGUAAAGAAGAUGAAAAAGCUCUGCAAAAGAAGGUGCCCCAGACUAAAGAGGAUGCAUCUCAGAAGCAAAAAGCAGUUUGUGGGAAAGCUUCAGAAUAUGCAGUCAAAAAAGAAAGUGGCCUACCUGAGAGAAGUGCUGCAGAGGACUUGGGCUCAAAGGAGCCUUCUGCUCCAAAGGGUGCUAAUGAGGAAGCCAACAGGAGUGCUAGGAAGCCAGAAGAUGCAUUGAAGAAUGACACGGAAAGUCAGGACUGUAGCUCAGACACAGUAGGUGAGAAGAAAAGGGAAAGGCCACGGUACCACACCAGGAGGAGUUCACAGGGAUUGCUUUCCAGCAUAGAAAACGCAGAGGCUGAUGGCUCUGAGACCAAGAAGGGAAGUUUAAAGAAAAAAUCUGGAAAAACAAAAAAUAAAAGUGAUUCUCUUGAAGGUAAACGGAAGGAUGUCCAGCCAGAAAGCCAAAAUCAUGAGGUGUCUUCUCAAGCAGAUGAAAGUAAGAAUGUACUGGGGAUGAAUGAAAGCGAAUUAAGCAGUGAAGCCAUCACAGAUGCAGCACUGAUGCCUGCACCAUCUGAUGUGAAAAAUCAAGUACUGCUUGCAGAUGCUGGCGAUGCUGAGGGGUCUGCCAGCUCAAAGACUUCACCCAAUACACAGACUGCAAGCGUGGAACAAAGCAAAGCUGGUAUGUUGACAGGAUCUUCCAGUGACCUUCAGGUGUCUGAUGAAGGUUUGAAAGGAGAGGAAAAUAAAUGCACUGAAAAGCAAGGAUCUGUGGAACAGCAUUUGAGUGUUCAGCCUGAGAUUGCACAAGGAGCAGAUGCUUCAGGGAGUGACCUUUCCUGUGCACAAAUGCAGGACUGUCAGCACAAGAGAAGCAAAAGGGUGAGAAAAGUAAAGAGCUGCGACUGCUGCUCGAAAAGGAUGAAGCAGCAAACAUCACUCAGUGAGUCAAAAAAUGAGGAUCCUUGUGAACUGAUUGAGCCCCAGACCACUCCAGGUCAGGCAGCUGUCAGUGCAGCAGAGGUGUCUGGCAGCUCGAAUCUGGAGGAGAGUUUGUCCAUCACUCCUUGUGCCAUGAGCACCCCGCUGCCUCCUCCUAAGGAUUCCAGUAUGUCGAGCUUGGAAAGAGAGAGAGCAUGUGAAGAUCAUCUGCAAGGAAAUUGUGGUGUUAUGGAGGAAGAGGUAGAGAAUCCAGCACAUACAGCAGGUGAAAUUAGUGAUCUUGUAAUGGAAGAAAAAGUGAAAGAAGAAGUUGAUGAUGAGAGUGACGGAGCUGAGCAGUGUGUGUCUGUGUCUGAGCGUGCUUCGGAUGAGCCUGGUGACAGCUCUGUGGUUGGAGGGGAUCACAGUGAGGAAAAGGCAGCUGGAGAAAUAGAAGAAAAAAGCGAGCAUGGGGAAAUGGAGGAGAUGCCUGAGGUGCUGGCUGGUGGUAGCAAACCUGAGACAAAGCAGAUGGAUGAGCUAGAAAGCGAGCAGGACAGCAAGGAGAAAGCUGAGAACGCCCUGGGAGAAGUUUGCAUUACUCCAGAUAACGAGAUGGGAGAGGAACUGCUGGAAGCUGAGAUUACAGGGCCUGAGAACAUGGCUGUAGGCAACGAAGAUGUAGUAAAAAAUCAGAGUGCAGAUUCUCCUCAGAAGCCAGAAGGCCUGAAUUCUUUCAUUUCGGUUAAUGAGAGCCCCAGCGGAGUGCAGGCACGCUGCACGUGGUCUCCUUCAGCUUCUCCAUCCACCAGUAUUUUGAAGAGAGGGGUAAAAAGGCACCAAGAAGAUGAUUCCUUGUCACCUGCUAAUAAGAUUCGUCGGGUCUCUUUUGCAAAUCCUAUUUAUCAAGAAGGACUGGCUGAUGACAUAGACAGGAGAAGUCCUGUCAUUAGAUCCCAUUCUUCACCGUCUUCACGAAGUCUUAAAAUCUUAUCUAAUAUUCAGACUAAGCCUAUUACCACUCCAACCAAAGGAUUUCUGUCCCCAGGAUCUCGUAACCCUAAAUUUAAGAGCUCAAAGAAGUGUUUAAUGACAGAAAUGGUGAAGGAGUCACUGCCUUCCCCUACAGAAUGUGUGUAUCCUGCCUUAGCUGGGUGUAAGGCACCCGUUGAUGUAAUUUUACCUCAGAUCACAUCAAAUAUAUGUGCCAGAGGUCUGGGGCAGCUCAUUCGAGCCAAGAACAUAAAGACAGUGGGAGAUCUCAGUACUCUGACAGCAUCAGAAAUCAAAACUCUUCCCAUCCGUUCUCCUAAAGUUUCCAACGUUAAAAAAGCUCUUAGAGGAUAUCAUGAACAACAGGUAAAAUCUCGAGGGUGUGAAGAAAUUGGAGCUCUCGAAGAUGUGGAGAGAACAGUAAACAGUGCAGGGGAUAAAUCUCCUCCUGGGGAUGAGGAAAAACUUGCAACAGAUCUGGGUGAGCCCAUUGCCCUGAGCAGCAGCAGCCCACCCCCUGCAGAUCUCCUGAGCCAGCUGGAAGUGCUGGCUGCCCAGUUCACCUCCCAAGAUCUCCGCAGCUACCCCGGCAGCCGCCUGUUUGAGAUGCAGGAGAAGCUUGCCAGCAUGACAGACUGCAUCAUGAGAACCCUGCGGUCCCGAUGGACGUCGCCACCCCACGACAGUGCAGAGUAGUUGCUUAGAAUUCCUGAGUAAGGAGGAUUUUGUUACAAGUUGUUCCACAAAGCGUAGUUUUCUUACUGGUGAGUUAAUCCUUGAGCUGUACCUUUUGUACUAUAGAAGAUUUUUUAACACCCAUUUGAUCAAAAUGCAUCAUGCUUUACUUCUCCCGUUUGUUUUUUCUAACUUGUAGGAUAGUUUAUUAGAGAGAUUUCUAUUACAUUGCUAUGCAUAUCUCUUUCAGGUAGUGAAAGAAAACUUGAUCAAGUUGUGCAAUAGCAAAGACUGUGAAACCAAACUAACAGAGUAGUUAAAUUAUUUUUUUCAAAUCCAAAAAGUGUUCUUACUGCUGUAAACUCCAUCUGUAUGGUGAGAGAUGGCUCUCACUGCUCUGCUCUCGUGCUGCCCAUGUUUGCUUCCUUCAGAGCUGCUGAAACCCUUCAGCACUUCUGUACUGAGGUCAGCUGUGCUCAGUUCCCUGCUGACAGCAGGACAGAGUGUGUUGUUAUCAGAUCACACUGCAGCUGAUGACAAAAGCAACACUGUGAGCAAGAGACUUUGCAGAACUUGUUGGCCUUUUCCUGUGUUCUAACAGCUUUGUUUGCAGCAGCUCUCCUGUGAUGGAGAAGACCCUUUUCCCUUUGUGGAAAUAAAUGAAUUUGACGUGGGUUCUUUGUAUAUUAUGUAUAGGCUUGUGAUUGCAAAUGUUGGUUAAUAAUUUAUGGUUUUUAAUUGCACGGAAUGCACUGCUGCUUCUCAGAGACCUUCAGAGUUCUCCGUUUUUACCCCUGAAAUCUAAUUUGUAUAUAUUGGACAUUUAUGGAAAGGAAUGGCUCCAGGUGUCAGAACUUCAACAUGUGCAAAUAAAAGAGCAAUUAGUUUCCAAAGUUGUUAAUGUUAAUCUUUAAGCUUAAAAUGAAACAAAUUGCUUCCAAAUUGUUCAUCCCUUCCUCAGGGUUGCUUUGGAAUCUCAAGGUUAGGAGGAAGCUUGGAAGGCCAUCAGGCAGAGCGGGGCAGCAAAGACUGGGGGUAUCUGAGCAGCAGGAUCCCAUCUGUACCCUGUUUGUGCAGCUCAGAAAGUAAUGAGCAAGACAGAGAGUCUUAAAGGACUAACGUGAUCAUUACCAGUGGUGAGUGGCUGGAGGUUUUCUUGUUUCCCUGAUAACUGCUUCCAAAUAUACUUCCUCAGGUUUAAUCAUCUCUUGGCUCCAGGAACAGGGAUGUUUCUCUUGCAAGCUGGCUGUGUGUACCACAGUAUGCUGUGAAUUCUCUUUAAACAAAGGCCUCAGGGUUAAAGUUGCAAAUCUUCCUGCUAUGAGCUCACUUUGCUUUAUCCAAGAUAGAAUUGUUUUCCUGCUUCCAUCUUUGGAGGCUGGCUGGUACCAGGUGCUACCAAAAACAAAUGACCACAGUGCAAAACAAAUAAUUGUUUGUCCAGCUUUUUCACCUUGCUGGGACUGCUGCAUCCUGAAUCUGCUCUCUUUCUGAAUGAAGCAGGAUUGUUUGAAGAUAAAUUUGCACUCUUCAGAGUGAAGUAAAGCAUCAAACAUGCUGCAGAAACAUGAGCUUUAUUUAGUCACUAAUUUACAAGUAACAACUUUUGACCCCAGAACAGAAAAACACCUGCAUAAGAGCUCAGCAAGCAGACAGAAGAGGCUUUUGCUUUGUGAGAUUCCCCCUUUUUUUUACCACCUCCCCUCCAGAUAAACUUUGGUUUGAGAUCCUAAGCUUACAUGGGAAACAAACAUGUUUGAAAGUUUCAGGACAGCCCACAAAGAUUUUUUUCUCAUGGGAGAAUGAAUAAAGUAAUGGUUGGUAAUCAUAGUCUCCAGUACAGGUACAAAAGCUCAGUGAUACAGAACUGUGUUGUGGUUUUGGCAUUGCUUAAAACACGUUGAUAGUAUUUUAUGCUUAAAUGUCUUAAAGGAAGAUGCAGGCAAUUUCAGAAAGGUUUUGGACACCAGAAGCAAGGCAGCUCUCAUGAGCAGCACCAGGUGGUGUUUGCAGGUAGUUUUCAGAAACAAUUUGAAGGGAAGAAGUUUCAAGAGUGUUUUGUUAUGUAUAUUUUUUUUUUUCUCUCCCCAUGCUGGUUUGUAAAGCACUGCCAUUCACCAUGGAAGACAGUGCAGUGCUUUGGUGGUAGAAAGUUCUGUUGCUGACAGUGGGAAAUGGCUGUGCCUGGGGAGGGCUGCUCUGUGGCUCACACAGCCUCCACGUAGUUGGCUGGCAGCAUGCCUGUCUUGCCAGUUCUCUGCACGGUCCCAUACAUCCAGCCUUCAUCAAUGGCUUGCACGUUGACAAUUGUGUCACCAUCUUUGAAGGAAACCUCGUCGGCGUCGGCUGCUGUGUAGUCAUACAUGGCCCUGUAUGUCUUCUGUGAAUUGGAAUAAAGGGGGGGAAAUUAAGAGCUGUUCAUAUCACUGCUGUUAGGUUUUGCUCAGAGUCCAACUACGUGGAGGGUGGGUGAAGCUGUGACUGAUGGCAUUACUGAAAAGUACCACCAGUGGUGGAGUUUUGGCUGGGCUCUUAAAUAUCCUGGUUUUGCAUCACAGAAUAUUGAAAAUACAGAUUUUGAAUGUCCAGUCUUUGUAAGGUAUUUUUUGUUUGCAUUCCUUUGAGGCAGUUGCAGCCUCCUUGGUCCUGCGAGGGGCAGCCAGCCCCCCACCUUGUGCCUUUGGGCUCUAGUGCUUUAGCUGGACCAGACCUUGUCAGAGUGUAUUUGAGUACGACUGUUUAAACAGUUUGUCAGCUCAGGUUAGCUCCAGCCACAGCUGCAGGGUCUGACUUCUCUGGGAGAGAGAAAAUGUAAGAUUAAGCUUUCAAGCUAAGGGUCUACUGUUAAACAACAGAGCUGCUGCACCUUCAGCUGGUUUUGCAGCGAACCUCAGCCUGUGGAUUCUUCUAGUCUCUCCUGCAUGAACAGCAGCCCUGCUCACUCAAAUGGCUAUGAGCUGGGGAGGGGCAGUGCAGUGGCCCAGAGCUACUUACCCCAGCAGUGGAUGGGUGGGAAGGAACUGAUGAUACGGUGGUUUGCUGAGUGACAACAGAUGCUGAUCUCUGUUGUGGCAGCUCUAUGGUCUUAGCAUGUUUAUAACCCACUAGGAAAGCAGAAAACAAAUGGUUAGUUUACAGUUUAAUGCUUUUAGUUGUUAUGGAACUGGUAGGGGAGCGCAGUUGCUCUGACUAAGGAUCCUGGGAUGGAUCAGGAGGUGAUCAGACCUGCCCUUUAUCCACAGCACUACAACUGCAGUUGGUCAGGGCCAAAGCUCUGCACUCAGUGUGCUCCAGCUGUGAGUCCUGUCCCAGCAGAGGGGCUGGGCACUGCCUGGCCCCAGCUGGGAGGAGCUGCAGCUUUGUUCCCAUACCUGUGGCAGUGGUGGUAAAGAAGCCUUCGUUGCUGUAGUAGGACAGGUGCUGAUUCACCCCCUCCGAGGGCUCUGAUUUCUCAUCCCCUCCGCUGAUGCUCAGGGCACUGGCAGAGCGGGAGUGUUCCCUGCUGCGGCGCUGCGCUUGGACUGCCAGGAGAAAACCAGUUGGUUAUGGUGUGAGGUAUAAAGCAGGGAGCUGCCAGCCAGCUGGGGGUGGGCACAAGUGGUUGCUGGCCCUUGCUAAGCAUAAAAAAGAAGCACAGUUCUUAUGUUCCUCGUUUAUUUCUAAUAUCCAGAUUUGUUCUUCUCCCACCCUUGUGCUUGCUGUAUCCAAAAUUUGUACUCCAAUUACUGCUUGCCUCCCUUUGUCAGCUGCCAAAGUGCAAUGGCCCCAUGCUGUUCUGCCACUCAUGCCCACUUUUCUCAAGCGCUGAGCAGGGAAGAGAACUGAGGUACAGCACUUCAGGAGCUAAAAAGGAGGCAAGUGUUUCAGGCAAGCAGCUGUGCUGUCUGUGGAGCUAUGAAUCCCAUACAGCCCUGUGCCAGAGGAGCACUUGCAUAGUUAGUAAGAUGAACUUUGUGAGAACCAGCUCUAUGGAGCAGUUUCUCCUCUCCUUUGUUCUCACUGCCAUUAAUUCCCACUAGAACUGUGCCUAUGUAUAACUGUGGAAAUCACUGCUAACGUAGUGUCUGAAAUAAGCAUGUUAGCCUUUACU
Molecule: messenger RNA, 11173 nt
Organism: Centrocercus urophasianus (Greater sage-grouse)
Lineage: Eukaryota; Metazoa; Chordata; Aves; Galliformes; Phasianidae
Gene: RIF1
Product: replication timing regulatory factor 1
Exons: 36
Coding region: 1-7104 (2367 amino acids)
Biological process (GO): telomere maintenance
Cellular component (GO): nucleus
Source: RefSeq, a predicted model, not a curated record